This is a messenger RNA of Talaromyces rugulosus, 1893 nucleotides long. RefSeq lists its product as uncharacterized. The transcript is spliced from 6 exons. The coding region runs from base 1 to 1893 and encodes 630 amino acids. The record is from RefSeq and is a predicted model, not a curated record. Gene Ontology annotation, molecular function: zinc ion binding; DNA binding. Gene Ontology annotation, biological process: DNA-templated transcription. Gene Ontology annotation, cellular component: nucleus. NCBI's taxonomy places the organism in Eukaryota, Fungi, Ascomycota, Eurotiomycetes, Eurotiales, Trichocomaceae.
AUGAGGGAAACCGAAUCGGAAAAGCCUCGACAUCGUGUACAGAGUGUCAGCGCCGGAAACAAAAAUGCAGUCGUGAAUGGCCGUGUAAUCACUGCCAAUCAAGAAACAUAUCUCAUCUUUGUGAAUUUGUCGUUGCUGGAAGGAAACCCAACAGGAAAACUAUCAGGAACACCAAAACCUCACGCUCCCGUGAUCACAGAUGAUGUUCUGGUCCGCUCAGAUGAACCCACUUUACCAGACGAUGAGGGGUUCCGGGCUCUAGGAUACAUGCCUUUUGAAGAGAACUUCAUUCUUUCUCCGGCCUCCAAAAGUGAUGCUGACUGUGACUUUUUCACGUCCGAUACGGCAAACUUUCUGAGCUUUAUACCCCCAAAACCUUACGCAGAUUCUCUGGUGCAACACUUCUUAAAAGAGGUUAAUUACCAAUAUUACAUUCUUUUCCCUCUAAAGUUCUCUCAGGACUAUGCCGCAUGGUGGACGAAACGAACCAAUGGACAGAAACUAGACGCUGCCUUUACCAGUCUACUUCUUCGCGUCUGUGCAUGCGCCACGCAAUCAGUUGGUGGUGAGCUACGCAAAAAGCUUGAAAUCGAGCUGGGAGAGAAAACACAGAGUCUAUCCCAACGGUAUCAUGAAGCCGCCCAACAGCUUAGCUCGAAAAUACCGUCGGGGAAGGGAAGCUUAACUCUUGUUCAGCAAUUGUUCUUGACAGCUUCCUGGUUCAAGAUAGAGGCAUUGUUUGCGGAGUCCUGGCAGGUUUUGGGAUCUGCAAUACAUAAAGCUCAGGAAUUAGGAAUGCAUAGAGAUGCGUUCAAUAAACGCUAUUCGGAUUUUGAAUGUGAGAUGAGAAGGAGAGUUUGGUGCAUUCUCUAUAUAUGGGACUGGCAGAUGUCGGCAUCUCUCUCCCGACCGCUCAUAAUAAGCAGUGGCAAAUUUGAAUUACCAACAGGAAGACUAGAAAAUACUUUUGGGGAUAGUCAAAAUCCGCCAUCUCCGAUCACGCAUAUGAUUUUCCAGUGUCAAUUGAUUCAAGACUUGACGAAGAUAACGAACAUUGACCAGGAUAUCGUUCCUUCUUCUCAAGUACUUAUUAUCAAGCAAGUAAUCGACAGUUGGUUUGAAUCCUUUCCACCGUUAUACCGCCUCUCGAACCCAGAUACACAGUGGGAUGAAGAGUAUCCCUAUGUGUUUUCACAAAGACUUCAACUUCAUACUAUAGGGCGCAUGAUAAUGUUUCAGCAACUGAAGCCGUAUCUUAUCGGAAAGCCCUACGAAAGCAAUGCCAAUUCCGAUCCCACGCUCGCGAAUUCAGGGGUUGACUGCGCCUUGGCACUUGUCCACAUCUCGCAUCAGUUCUAUGAUCUGGCGUACCCUAUCCACUCGAAAUUCCAUUUGGUCAUCUUUGUGAUGUUUGAUACAAUCGCUACUCUUUGCUCUGCAAUGAUGUAUGACAUUGAUUUCAAGCUUUCUCGACGGGAAGAAGUCAUUGAAAGCAUCAGCUCAGUACUAGACAUGGUGAAACAGACCCAGUAUUCUGCCAAAACUGCCGUGGUAUGUUACAGAACUCUGUCAAAACUUGUGACAAAGCUCCCACUGCCGGUGCAAGAAAAAAUACCUCAUCUAAGUCGACCACUAUCGAGCUUCGAUGGAGACACCGUGACUCAUGAGAUAUCACCGGCAAACACAUCGGCAGGCCAUUUGAGCGGUACGACUGAAAACUCGCUAGAGACUGAACUGAAAACCCCGCCACUGUUUGACCUUCCUGAGUUGCCAAUUAGUGACAGAUAUUUCCCAGGAUUUGGUGAUUUAUCCGUCAUGGAUCUCGGGGGCAUGGAUGAGGCUUUUGACUGGGGGACCAUUGGGCUGGAUUUUGCUUCUGGGCCUGUUUCUUGA